AUGGCCCACGAGCACCCGCUGGCGCUGUCACUGCCGCCGCCCGCCAAAGGCAAGGAGGAGGCCUCGCCGUGGGCGACGCCGACGGCGGAGGCCGAGAGAGCGCGCCGCCGCCACAUGUCCAGGCUCUACGCCGAGCUGGGUGCGCAGCUCCCCGGCAUGCCCCCUCGGGCGAGCAUGGCGCGGAUCCUGGAGGACGCGAUCGCCUACGUGGGGGUGCUGCGGGCCACGGUCGCGGGGCUGGAGGCGCGCGCUGCGUUCGCGAGAGCAGCGCGGACGGCCGCGCCCACCGGCGCCGGCGCCGGCGCGGCCGAGGUGCUCGUGGCCGGGAAGGCGUCGUGCUUCGCCGUCCGCCUGCCGGAAGCGCGGCGCCAGGGCGUGCUGACGCGCGUGCUGGAGGUGUUCCGACGACACGGUGUGCCCGUCCUCGCGGCCACGGUCACCAGCGACGGCGGCGAGGCCGCUGUCACGGUCACCACGGCGCCUGUGCCGCCGAGAUUCCUCCAGGGGAUUCAACAAGAUAUCAGAAGCAGCAUCGCGUGA
This is a messenger RNA of Miscanthus lutarioriparius, 540 nucleotides long. NCBI's taxonomy places the organism in Eukaryota, Viridiplantae, Streptophyta, Magnoliopsida, Poales, Poaceae. The record is from the annotation of a GenBank genome assembly.